Messenger RNA from Gastrolobium bilobum, 996 nucleotides. RefSeq lists its product as uncharacterized. The coding region runs from base 1 to 996 and encodes 331 amino acids. The transcript has 2 exons. NCBI's taxonomy places the organism in Eukaryota, Viridiplantae, Streptophyta, Magnoliopsida, Fabales, Fabaceae. The record is from RefSeq and is a predicted model, not a curated record.
AUGGUUGAGUCAUCAUCUUCUUCGGGAUCUGAUUCGGAUGUAGAGCCCACCGAUCCCAGCAUGUGGAUCAUACCUGGACCCUACAGGUGGGAGGUCCUUCGUCAGAGGACGCAAAAAGGUCAUAUUUCACAGCGAGUGUGGAAUACUGAGCAUGUAAGAAAGAUUAAGACGAGGCGUGGGAAGCCACAAGGGGGCCCACCUACCGGUGUUAUUCCACAGGUUGUGGAAGAGUACCUCAGACAAGCGGGUUUCAUAUCCUGUUGCCAGGAUGCAACAUAUCCAGGCAUCUUGGGCUUGCCGACCGACGGUACUGUCGUCAUCGGAUCGACCUCUGAGGAUUGGCACGCUGCUUGUGCUGGUGUUUUUGGACAUGCUCCAGAGGCCGGUGAGUUCCAUCAUUCUGGCGACCUCCGCAUCUCAUUCUUGGAUCGACAUUAUACCCGGUGGACUGAUCAUGAAGGGAAUCAUGUUGCCGAGAUCUACUUCACAAAAGCUCACAUUGCGCGGAUGUUGGGGACUUGGUUGCUCGCGGACAAGUCUAGAGGUAGCAAUUUUGGUUGUCGGCUUGUCCCGUUGCUAGGUGGAGGAUUUGAGGACAUUGGCCGAUUCAGCUGGGGAUCUGCAGUUUUGACACACUUGUUCAGGAAUUUGUGUGAAGUGACAGAUGCCCGUCGAAGCGACAUGGGUGGUUGCCAUAUUCUCCUUCAAAUUUGGGCAUGGAUACGAUUCCCACCCAUUGCUCCACCCCUUCCUCCUCAUCCACAGCUGGGCACACAUUAUGGAUGCCAGUAUGAUUUAUUUACUUCAUUUGAUUUUGAUAAUGUAUGCUUAAUACUGUAUGUACUAACUGUAUACUUCUUGACUUUGGACGAUUAUGUAUGGUUGAUAAUGUUUUUGAUUGACAGGUUUAAUGUUGUACAAAAGUUUAAACCUCAUGAGGUCACCCAUUAUCGGGCAACAUUGGACACACUCUGUAGAGAUGAGGUUUGGUGUUAG